GCCCCACGGUUCUGACGGGUUUAAGCACAAGAGUCGAGUGGAGAUAGGAAACGUGAUGGACGUCUGUUUGAGGCAACUGCAUAGGACAAUGUUUACAGUUAUAAUGUAAACUAAAGACCAGUUUGUUGAACCAUGAGAAUAUUUUUCCCCGCUGGUUCAUGGGCAGUAACUCGAUGAGCAAGGUUAAGGACACAAGUGCCCGUGUGCCAGCAAAGACCCCCAAUGAUCAUGUCCGAUACCCUGAACAUCGCCGCUGAGUUCCUCCUGCUUACUUUGAAGGUUUCCUGGGCUUUCGUGAUGUCGGGAUGGCGCUGGUUCGUGCGGCCCGGAGAGAAGAGGGUUGCUGGCCAGGUUUGUGUGGUGACCGGCGCAGGAGGAGGUCUCGGCCGCCUCUUUGCCGUGGAGUUCGCACGGCGACGGGCGGUGCUGGUCCUCUGGGACAUUGACAGGCAGAAACUGGAGGAAACGGCUGACAUCGUGUGCUGCGUCUGGGGAGAUGCCGACGAGGAUACUGUGGAGACUGAGGAGCCGCAGGUACACACUUAUGUGUGCGAUGUGAGCCAGCGAGAGAGUGUGUAUGCCACAGCGGAAAGGGUACGGCGGGAAGUUGGCCGCAUCGAUGUGCUCGUGAACAGUGCUGGUGUUGUAUCUGGUCGCCAUCUCCUGGAGUGCCCUGAUGAACUCAUUGAGAGGACCAUGAUGGUCAACUGCCACGCCCACUUCUGGACCACCAAAGCCUUCCUUCCCAAGAUGCUGGAGGUGAACCACGGUCACAUUGUGACAGUGGCGAGCUCCUUGGGCCUUUUCAGCACAGCUGGUAUUGAGGACUACUGUGCCAGCAAGUUUGGGGCAAUUGGCUUCCAUGAGUCCCUCAGUCAUGAACUGAAGGCUGCUGAGAAACAUGGCAUUAAGAUGACACUGGUAUGUCCCUUCCUGGUGGAAAGGGGCAUGUUCCAGGGCUGCCGGAUACGGAAGGAAGUGUCUCCCUUGCUGCCACCCCUGGAACCAGAGUAUUGUGUGAAACAGGCCAUGACGGCCAUCCUGACAGAACAGCCCAUGAUCUGCACACCCCGCACCAUGUACAUUGUGACCUUCUUUAAGACAAUCCUGCCUUUUGAAGCCAUUGUGUCCAUGUAUCGCUUCCUGGGAGCAGACAAGUGCAUGUACCCGUUCCUGGCCCAUUGCAAGGAGGCUGUGAACAACAAUGAGACAAAGAAUGGGACGCAGACGGUGGCCUGACUGAAUGGAAAUAUGUCAUGUUCCUUUGGAAAAUGAUUGUACUUUGCACUAAAUACAUUUAAAAAAAUGGUUUAAUGUUGAGUGUUUACUGUUAACGCUACAGAUGCGUGGGUGUUUUUGCACUGCUCCUUUCUCAGGGUGUUUGUUUUUUGCAGGGGAAUAUCAUCUCAUUGAGAGUGGGAUGUUCACUGAGCUGGUUGGAGGGGUUUGCUGCUCAGUGGACAUUCGGGUGUCCAACAGUAAUCAUGUAGAGAGAUAUCCACUUCUGUACCUACAGACUGAGAUGUGUGCUUAAUUCUGUGUAACUGCAGAUCCACAGCAAUAAAAAGGUUAAUACUUUAUGGUG
This is a messenger RNA of Scleropages formosus (Asian bonytongue), 1585 nucleotides long. RefSeq names its product retinol dehydrogenase 10-A-like. Lineage: Eukaryota; Metazoa; Chordata; Actinopteri; Osteoglossiformes; Osteoglossidae. Gene Ontology annotation, molecular function: oxidoreductase activity, acting on the CH-OH group of donors, NAD or NADP as acceptor. The transcript is spliced from 6 exons. Bases 223 to 1239 code for a protein of 338 amino acids. The record is from RefSeq and is a predicted model, not a curated record. Gene Ontology annotation, cellular component: lipid droplet.